AUGGAGUUCAAACGAAGAGAACGCCGGAAGGCUGGCAGCAACCUCGCGGGCAACGCACCCUGGGCAGCAGCGCUGCUGCUGAAGCAGCCCACGGGUCACGUGUUCGUGUGUGGCGGGGCACUGAUCCACAGACAGGUGGUACUCACUUCUGCGCGCUGCGUGGUCGGCCUUGGAGGCCAGAGGGCGCUUCUAGUGGUUCGGUUAGGGAACGGUGCACUGGCCAACUCCAGCCAGUCCUUCCAGGAACUCCAGGUGGGCAAGGUGGUGGUGCAUCGGAAGUUCCGCUGGAAGCAGGGCACGCACGACGUGGCUCUCCUCUUCCUCAACUCCUCCGCCACGCUACGUCCAGGCCUGGAUACCAUCUGCGUGCGGCCCGGGGAGGCCGCGUCGACGCGGUGCACUAUCGCGACGUUCAACCUUCUCUCCGCCGCGCCGCCGCCAGCCCAGCUUCGCCUGACCCUGGCUCGGCAGACGUGGGUGCCGCGCCCGUCAUGUCUGCGCGCGCUGAGCUCCUCGACCUACAGCCCGUUCUUGGCGCCGGCCAGCGGCCUGAUCUGCACGGACCCGGACCUGCCGUGUCGUGGGGGGCGGGGCCGUGCUGGGUCGCCGCUGACCUGCGCUGACCUGCGCUCCGGUGAGCACCGGCUGGUGGGCGUGGCCGUCUGGGGCGAGGCCUGCCCCAGACGGUUGCGCUACGGCAUCUACACGCGCGUGCAGCCCCUCUACCGCUGGAUCGACUUCCACGUGACCGACCACUUCCGCUACUUCGAGAGCUACUUCGGCUUCGUCCAGGCGUAG
Molecule: messenger RNA, 798 nt
Organism: Pollicipes pollicipes
Lineage: Eukaryota; Metazoa; Arthropoda; Thecostraca; Pollicipedomorpha; Pollicipedidae
Product: protein masquerade
Exons: 5
Coding region: 1-798 (265 amino acids)
Biological process (GO): proteolysis
Molecular function (GO): serine-type endopeptidase activity
Source: RefSeq, a predicted model, not a curated record